Messenger RNA from Entamoeba dispar SAW760, 1134 nucleotides. Its product is annotated as tipa, putative. The record is from RefSeq and is a predicted model, not a curated record. NCBI's taxonomy places the organism in Eukaryota, Evosea, Mastigamoebida, Endamoebidae. The transcript has a single exon. The coding region runs from base 1 to 1134 and encodes 377 amino acids.
AUGUCAAAGCUUGAUUACACAGACCCAACUUUAGAUUUCUAUAAUUUUAAUGAUGAAGCUCAUAUUUGUAAAGGCUUCACAAUACAAACUAUUUCUAAUUAUCCUAUCAUUGAAAAAGAUGGUGUAAAACAUAGGGACGGUGAUCCUGUUGCUGACGCAUAUGGGUUUUAUAGGUGUCGUAAUUUUCUUAUUUAUUCUGUUAAUGAUGGAUGUGGAUGGGGAGUAGAACCUAGUUAUGUUGCUAGAGUAGCAUCAGCAACAUUUGUAUUAUUUAUGAAGAAUGAAUUAGAAAAGGAUGUAUUUAGAACAACAGAAGAAAUACAAGAAUUAUGUAGAAUUGGUUUAGCUUUAGCACAUCAAACAAUUAUUCAACUCGAAUUACCAGAAGGAAAAAUUGGAGGAACAUGUACAACAUGUUGUGGAGUUAUAGUACCAAUUAUUGAUAAUGAAGAAUUAAAGAAAAAAGGAAUAAGUUCUAAUCAAUUUGAAGGUGUUCAUCAAGAAGGAUCAAAAGUACAACAAGAGGUAAAAGAAUAUUUUAAAAGUAUAACAUUAAAAAGUAAAGUUCUAGAGAAGUAUCAAUUAAUUGGUUUAAGUGUUGGAGAUUGUAAAACAUUUUUUAUAAAGAAUAAACAAAAUGAAUGGAUAACAGAAGAUUUAACAUAUGGAAGUAGAUUACAUGCCAUUGGAUCAAAUGAUCCAGGAGGAAGAAUUGGUAUUCAGGGAACAAAUAAAAGGAUGGAUAUUAGAAAUGCAAUGAUUUAUCAUAAAAUUCUAAAUUGGAAUGAUAUUAUUAUGGUUUGUUCAGAUGGAAUCCAUGAUAAUCUUGAACCACAGACAAGAGGAUUUAGUCCUAAUGAAGUUCAACCAGAAUUAGGAGAUGUUAAAUGGUUUAAAUUAAAGAAAGAACAAUUAGAAGAAAUUAAUAGAAGUUAUUCAUUAAAAUUUAUUUCUGAAGUUGCUUCACAUGCUGUAAGUGUUCAUCAAUUUCAUAAAAUGAUGAUGGAUGCAAUUAUUGGAGUUAUUGUUGAUAGAAAAAAAUAUAUGGAAGAUCACCCAGAUAGUGCAGUACCAAAUGUAUUAACUGGUAAAUUAGAUCAUGCUACUUUGUUACUUGCACGACCAACAUUUUAA